Mytilus trossulus (common blue mussel) is the source of this 1065-nucleotide messenger RNA. Its product is annotated as myb-like protein W. The record is from RefSeq and is a predicted model, not a curated record. NCBI's taxonomy places the organism in Eukaryota, Metazoa, Mollusca, Bivalvia, Mytilida, Mytilidae. The transcript has 2 exons. The coding region runs from base 1 to 1065 and encodes 354 amino acids.
AUGGGGGAUACUGACCUCCACUCAAAUAUAAACAACAGUAACUUGAAACUACUUGAAAAAUCUGAAUUGAAUAAACUUGAAAUAUCUGAACCACAUAUACUUGAAAUAUCAGAAUUAAAUGAACUUGAAAUAUCUGAAUUAGAUAAACUUGAACGAUCUGAGUUGAAUCAAAUCAGUAACAAUAACUGUGCAAAAGAAUUGAAUCAAAACAGUAACAAUAACUGUGCAAAAGAAUUGAAUCAAAACAGUAACAACAACUGUGCAAAAGAAUUGAAUCAAAACAGUAACAAUAACUGUGCAAAACAAUUGAAUCAAAACAGUAACAAUAACUGUGCAAAAGAAACUUAUCAUAUACAAACAGAUUUUCUGUUAAAUGAAUUAAACGAUAGUUAUGCAAGAAAAGAUUAUCAUAGUAAUAUCCAAACUGAUCUGUUGCAAGACCAAAAUGAACAACCUAGAAAUAAUUCAGAAGAGGUGCUAUCAAAAUUUGUCAAUUCUUCUAAUGCAAACUUUAUUAAAUUUGGAACUUUUGACCAAAAGACUGAAGCAGAUAGAAAGAAGUCUAUAAGAGAUGCUUCUGAUAUAAGACAGAUAGAGAGACAAAGAGAACUUGCUGCUAAAAGAGAAGUAAGAAAGGAUAAAAAUUAUAGAAAGACUGAAGCGGAUAGAAAGAAGUCUCGGAGAGAAAAUUCAGAUAUAAGACAGAUAGUAAGACAAAGAGAACUUGUUGCUAAAAGAGAUGCUAGAAAGAAUGAAGAUUUCAAUAAAAGAGAACUUGCUGCUAAAAGAGAAGUAAGAAAGGAUACAAAUUAUAGAAGGGCUGAAGCUGAAAGUAAAAAGUCUCAAAGAAAUAAUUCUGAUUUAAGACAGAUAGAAAGACGAAGAGAACUUGUUGCUAAAAGAGAUGCUAGAAAGAAUAAAGAUUUCAAUCAAAGAGAACUUGCUGCUAAAAGAGAAGUAAGAAAGGAUACAAAUUAUAGAAGGGCUGAAGCUGAAAGUAAAAAGUCUCAUAGAGAUAAUUCUGAUUUAAGACAGAUAGAAAGACAAAGAGAACUUGUUGCUUAA